Aspergillus pseudotamarii is the source of this 1587-nucleotide messenger RNA. Its product is annotated as MFS transporter. Lineage: Eukaryota; Fungi; Ascomycota; Eurotiomycetes; Eurotiales; Aspergillaceae. The transcript has 2 exons. The record is from RefSeq and is a predicted model, not a curated record. Gene Ontology annotation, molecular function: transmembrane transporter activity. Gene Ontology annotation, biological process: transmembrane transport. The coding region runs from base 1 to 1587 and encodes 528 amino acids.
AUGACGUCCAUAGAGGAAAGCCAUAUUGGCCCUGGCGCAUCCCUGGAGAAGAAACACUCGGGUUUGUACGGUAAGGGUCGGCCUCUGAUGGUGACGGAAGAGGAGGCAUUCGCGCGAGCAAGAAAUAGCCCGGAAGAGGCAUUGCCACUGUGUAUAACCUUUUCUCACAACGAUCGCGAAAACCCACGAUGUUGGCCAAAAUGGCGGAAAUGGUAUAUCACUAUCAUGGUGAGCAUGCUCAAUGUUAUCACAACGUGGUGCGCAGGUAGCAUAUCGUCCGGCGCGCCCGCUAUCCAGUCGGAGUUUGGGGUAUCCGGAGAAGUCACUACAUUAUGCCUAUCGCUCUAUGUUCUGGGUUAUGCUGUCGGUCCCAUCCUCCUUGCCCCUCUAUCCGAAUACUUUGGCCGCCAACCUGUGUAUGUUGUAUCGUGGUUCCUCCUAUUUAUCUUUCAGCUUCCGAUUGCGCUCGCACCCAAUAUUGGGACGAUUAUCGUUUGCCGGUUUAUCGCCGGUUUUGCUGGCGGCGCCCCGUUGACCAACACUGGCGGAUCAAUCAGUGACCUAUGGGAGAGAAACACCAGUGGCGGACCAAUGGCUAUCUACGGCCUGAGCAGUACCUUCGGGCCACCUAUGGCACUCGUGGUCAGCGGGUAUAUGGCCCUUGAUCUCGGUUGGCGGUGGAUCUUCUGGAUCAUGAUGGCCAUUACCGGCGGAUGGUGGGUUCUACUUGUUCUCACAGUACCCGAGACGCGACACACGAUCAUUCUGCAGCGGAAAACUCAAAGAGUCCGGAAAUUGAUGCAGAAAGAGAACUUGAAAUCCGCUGAGACCAUCACCGAUGCCAGUGCGAGCGGGCGAAAGGGGCUGGACGAGCUGUUUAAGAUUACCCUCUCUCGUCCAUUUCGCUUCCUAUUCACUGAACCUAUUACAACAUUCUCGGCGAUUUACAAUGGCUUUCUCUACGGUCUGGUCUAUCUAUUUAACGAGGCCUUCCCGCUUGUGUUCGGUCCUGGGAAGGGCCACGGCUUCAACGUCGGCCAGCAAGGCCUCACCUUCCUCGGCAUGGCCAUCGGCCCGAUCAUCGCAUUCUGCUUCUAUCCCCUCCAAGAACGAUACUAUCUGCGUCGGGUCAAAGAGAACGACGGCAAGGGUGUCCCAGAAGCGCGCAUGUGGAUGGCCCGACUGGGUGCGAUAUUCAUUCCGAUUAGCCUUUUCUGGUUUGGAUGGACAAGCUACCAGUCGGUCCACUGGAUCGUGCCCAUCAUUGCCUCGGCCUUCUUUGGAGCUGGGAUCUACAUUGUCAUAUUGAGUAUCCUCAACUAUGUCGUCGAUAGCUAUCAGACCUAUUCCGCGUCGGCUUUGGCGGGCGUGAUCCUGGUCAGGAAUUUAGUUGGCGCUGGGUUUCCUCUCUUCGCAACGCAGAUGUACGAACGCCUGGGCUAUGAGUGGGCGUCCAGCUUGCUGGGCUUUUUGGCCAUCUUGUUGGUUCCGAUUCCUUUCAUCUUCUUCUACAUGGGGCGUGCUAUCCGGUUGAGGAGUCCGUGGGCGAGGGAGCAUUUUGAACAAAAUGAGGAUACUCCUCACUAG